This is a messenger RNA of Neolamprologus brichardi, 561 nucleotides long. Its product is annotated as diacylglycerol O-acyltransferase 1-like. The record is from RefSeq and is a predicted model, not a curated record. Gene Ontology annotation, biological process: triglyceride biosynthetic process. Gene Ontology annotation, cellular component: endoplasmic reticulum membrane. NCBI's taxonomy places the organism in Eukaryota, Metazoa, Chordata, Actinopteri, Cichliformes, Cichlidae. Gene Ontology annotation, molecular function: diacylglycerol O-acyltransferase activity.
AAGACCUACUGAAAGCUAAAAUAAAUCUCCUGCAGUUUGGAGACCGGGAGUUCUACAGGGACUGGUGGAACUCUGAGACUGUCACAUACUUCUGGGCCAACUGGAACAUCCCAGUGCACAAGUGGUGCCUGAGACAUUUCUAUAAGCCAAUGUUGAGGAAGGGGGUGAACAAAUUUCUGGCUCAAACUGCUGUUUUUCUGGCUUCUGCCUUUUUCCAUGAGUACCUGGUGAGUGUUCCUCUCAAGAUGUUUAGACUGUGGGCAUUCAUGGGAAUGAUGGCUCAGGUUCCUCUGGCUUUGUUCGUAAGUCGCUUCCUGAACGGAAACUAUGGCAACGCGGCCGUGUGGAUCUCACUCAUCAUUGGACAGCCCAUCGCCGUGUUGAUGUACGUCCAUGACUACUAUGUCAUUCAUUACGGGAGCACUACAUAACACAGGACAGACACCCACACACCAGUCUGCAGAACACGCCAAUAAGGUAUUAUAGAGCAGGUUCAGGGGAAUCCAUGGCAAGCUGAUGUUUAUGAAGCUGUUGAAGCAUUGGCACGAAAGUUGUGAAUUC